Molecule: messenger RNA, 1854 nt
Organism: Seminavis robusta
Lineage: Eukaryota; Bacillariophyta; Bacillariophyceae; Naviculales; Naviculaceae
Source: the annotation of a GenBank genome assembly
AUGGCUCUUUCUACUUUUACUUCUACUUCUAGUACUAGACUCCUACUAUGUCUAGCGUUGUGUCUAGUGCUGACGGUGGUAAAUGGACAAGGCCAAGAUGAUGCUGCUAGUAGUACUACUAGCACAAACCCAUCUAGCCGCCCCGGCCGUGACUUUGGCAAUGGCGUGCCCAUGACGAACGAAGUAUUGCGCUCCGCCGUGUCGUUGUAUUUGGGCAGCGAUCACAACAAGGCCGAAAUCACAAAUCUACGAGGCCCCAUUGGCGAUUGGGACACUAGUGAGGUAACCAACAUGGCGGGACUCUUCAAAGGCGCCACGCAAAUGGACGAAGACUUGAGUCAAUGGAAUACCGCCAAAGUGACCGAUAUGAGUGACCUAUUCAAUGGAUGCGAAACGUUUCGUGGAAAACCAUUUUUGGACCAUUGGAAUACUUCGGCUGUCACGGACAUGACUCGCAUGUUCAAAAGCGCUGCCAAUUUUGUAGGAGAUCUGUCCAUGUUCAAUACCAAGGCGGUCACCAGUAUGGCGCACAUGUUUCAGGGAGCCACCUUUUUUGAAGGCGUGGGAGUAGAAACGUGGGAUGUCUCCAAGGUCCAAUAUUUCAAUUUCAUGUUCUCCAGAGCCACAAACUUUAAUGCCGAUGUGAGAAUGUGGGACCUGCAAAGUGCCAUCUUUAUGGAUCGCAUGUUCGAAUCCGCCGUUUCCUUCAAUCGCGAUAUUUCCAAGUGGAACAUGAGCAAUGUCGCUUCCAUCGAAGGCAUGUUUGAGAAUGCGGCCAAUUUUGAACAAUCGCUCUGUUGGGAUGAACUCAAUACCCAAAACAACAAUACCAAUGUCGACAAUCUCUUUUGUGGUGCCAGUCCACGAGCGCAUCUAGAUCCAUGCUGUGUCACACAACCACACAUUAUUGCCCAAGCCUGUUGUGGGAUCAAUUGCGAUACGUACUGUCAUGCCACUGACAACAACGCUUUCAACUUUAACAACAAAACAAACGACAUGGUCUCCAAUGAUACUCCCGAAGAGCAAGACACUCCCAACGACGAAGACGAUUCCAUUGCGCAAGAGGAUGCGGAAGGAGUGACGGAUGAUGAUGGAGUCAUGGACAAUCUCCCUGUACUCAACACUACCACCAUUGUACUCGACAUUUCCAGAUCCACCACGGCUCCCAACAAUGGUGAUAAUUCCGCAACAGAUGCACCACCAAAGCCAGAUGACAAAAACACCCCAUCCGAGGAAAGCAACAACAACAAUGGAGUGCAAGCCAUUGAAACGCAACAAGACAACAGCGACGACAACACCAGUCAAAGCUACUGGAAACAGAACCUCUGGUUGCGCAUUGUCGUCUACAUUCUCAUUGUCUGUGUCGCUCUCUUGAUUUUUACGUACAUUCUGCAAGCCACCACGGGUGGUCACAAGCAUCUUCGUAGCGGAAACAACAACAAUGGCAAUGCCGACGAGGGACCGCACAAUGGAUACGAAGCCGCCGCGGCAGCAGCAGCCGAACAUGACGACGAAGAAAUGGGAACCAAGGAUACUACAACAAAAGCGCCAGUGUUCACAACCGUCCUGACCAAACCAACCGACGAAGAUACCAAGGACUACGAAGAUGGACUCGAAGAAGAAGAGGAGGAAGCCGCAUCGGGAUCGUGUUCGGUUUCGUCCACCUCCACAACUCCCUCUGGAAUCAAUGUCACCACGGUCAACCUUACGUCCAACAAUUCCGUGAGCAGUAGUGUGGAUCAGGCGUCGACCGAAGAGGAAGAUACUGUACCGACGGGUGACUUGUUGGAUGUUCAAGGAGUGGAAACGUCAUUUACCCAAGAGUCGACGACGUCUGUGCUGCUGGAGCAGUAA